AUGACAAAUUUAGCAUCCAAUGGUGAUGCUGAUUACUUCACCGGGAAUAAACGGAAAGCUAAGUCGCCCGGGAUCAGCACUAAAAAGGCAAAACAUGAAAACUUAAAUGAAGAUCAUCAUCUUUUCCACCAAAGUGAUGGGGAAGAAGAUAUAGCUACGCAGUACUAUCGAUUCCAAAAUAGUCCUAGACUCAAUUCAAGGGAUGAAGAAGUGUUUUGUAUUUGUCGGAGACCAGAUCAUGGUGGCGAGUUGAUGGUUUCAUGUGAUGGAUGUGAUGAAUGGUUUCAUUUUGUUUGUAUGAAGAUCGACACUCAAGAUGCUCUGUUGAUUGACAAGUUUUAUUGUAAGUUUUGUGAAUGGAAGGAGGUUGGAGAGACUAUGUGGAAACGGCGGUGUCGAUUAUCAGGGUGUCGGAACCCUAUUGUUAAUAACUCCAAGUAUUGCUGUCGUGACCAUGGAAUCGAAUAUAUACGACUGAAAUUAUAUGGUAUACAAAAUACUUAUGAUAGUCGAAAAUUGGAUAUAAAAAGAGUGUUAGAAGCUACAGGAGGGGUUCAUCUGAAGUUAAUGACUUUAGGGAGCUCAUUCCCGGAGUUAUCUCAAGUUACAAAGUAUUUUGAGUCUCACAAUAUGGAAUUACUUCCCCAAGAUAUACAACAAAAGUUACAGGUCAUCAAUGAAGCUAUGAAACUGCUUGAAACGGAAAGAGAAGACAAGGAUUUUAUAUUACAAUUCCUUGCAAAAUAUAAAGAAAAGGUGAAGAUCACCAAUGAGUUAUACACUCACAGAAUGGUGCCAUCAGAUACAACAUCAUCAGCUUCUUCAAAUACGCUUUCUAACAAACAAACCAAGAGAAAAGGCAAGCAACCAAAAGUCAAGAAAUACGAAAUUUGUUUGUAUCAUGGAAACUUACAAUUCAAUAACCCGAAUUCAAAAGCAUUGGAGUAUAUGACGAAGUUAGUGUCAUCAACUGAUAUUCAACAGGACUUUGAAGAUGAAAUCAAUAAAAUUGUUCAAGAAAUGACCAAAGAAGAAGAAAAUGAUGAAGAUGAUGAUGAUAGCAAUAAUGAACAUCAUGAUGAUGAAGAUGGUGAUGGUGAUGGUAGUACAUGUUGGGCACCUGAGAUUUGCACUAUUGAACGUAAAAAGUGUAUACGACACAAUGGAUGGUGGAAUUUGUUGGUUGAUAAGACUCAAAAAGAAAUCAAUGAAUUUAAUAAGUCAAUUGAAAGUCUUCAAUUAGAAACCAAAACUCUUUUAAGAGAUUAUAGCGUUCAAGUAUAUGAGCAAAAGGUUGAAUGA
This is a messenger RNA of Lizanozyma spartinae, 1302 nucleotides long. RefSeq names its product Spp1p (gene SPP1). The transcript has a single exon. The coding region runs from base 1 to 1302 and encodes 433 amino acids. Gene Ontology annotation, cellular component: Set1C/COMPASS complex. Gene Ontology annotation, biological process: positive regulation of DNA-templated transcription. Lineage: Eukaryota; Fungi; Ascomycota; Pichiomycetes; Serinales; Debaryomycetaceae. The record is from RefSeq and is a predicted model, not a curated record.